CACGUGAUCUUGGUUGCCCCUCCCUUGGCAAGAUGGCGGCGCCCAGGUGUCGUGCGCCUGGCCUCUUGAUCCGGGGUUCCUGCCCGCUCUUGAGGAGUCUCUUCACUCUCGUUUCAAAACCACUUCGUUCUAAUGCUGCUGCAUCCAGGCCCUUGGAUGCCCAGGGAUUAGCGGAGAAACUCCGAGCCCAGAAAAGGGAAGAAAAGGAGAAGCCGGUGCCCACAAACCCUGUUCAGCGGAGGGUGCAAGAAUUAGUGCGGUUUACACAGCAGCUGCAGCGAGUUCACCCCAACGUUCUUGCUAAGGCACUGAGCCGAGGGAUUCUCCACCAGGACAAGGACAUUGUGGUCAUCAAUAAGCCCUACGGUCUCCCUGUCCAUGGUGGCCCUGGAGUCAGGCUCUGCAUCAGUGAAGUAUUGCCCAUCCUGGCAAAGGUGCUUCAUGGCCACAAGGCAGAGCCCUUGCACCUGUGCCACCGACUAGACAAGGAAACCACAGGUGUAAUGGUGCUGGCUUGGGAGAAGGAAGUAGCACAUCAAAUCCAAGAGCUGUUUAGAACCCGUCAAGUGGCAAAGAAGUACUGGGCUGUCACUGUGCGUGUCCCCGUGCCGUCGGCAGGAGUUGUGGAUAUCCCCAUCAUUGAGAAGGAGGUGCAGGGGCAGCAGCAGCACCACAAGAUGACAUUAUCUCCGAGCUACCGCAUGGACAGGGGGAAGGUGGUGAGAGUGCGGGCCAGCCAGAAUGCCCGGGUUGCCGUCACGCAGUACCAGGUGCUUAGCAGCACUGUGUCCUCUGCUCUCGUGGAGCUCCAGCCUGUGACUGGAAUAAAACAUCAGCUUCGCGUUCACCUGUCUUUUGGGUUGGACUGUCCAGUCCUUGGUGAUCACAAGUAUUCAGCCUGGAACAAAUUAGCUCCUCAGAAGCUUCCUGCUGGCACCCUGAAGAGGCUGGGGCUGGAGCAGUCAAAGGCCCGGUACAUCCCCCUCCACCUGCAUGCCCGGCAGCUGACCCUGCCUCCCCUGGGGUUCAGGAAGGAGGAACUCCAGUUGGUCUGCAGGCUUCCUCAUUUCUUCGUACACUCCCUGCGCCGCCUGGGUUUAGAGAUGCCAGACCAAGAUGAAAACGGACACAAUGAAACCAGGCCACUGGAAGCACAGUGAAGACUCUUGGACGGUUUGGCCCAUGUUCCUGGAGGUUUCUAAUGCCUCACUUGGAACGGACUCCAGCAGAGCCAGGUGGGAGAAGUUGAAGAAGCCCAGCUGCUUCCGGGCAUUUAAUGGAGAAUAAUAUCUAUUUACUGCGAGUUUGGCCCCCCUGUGAGAAAGGCUGCUGGGCAUCUCCUCCCACAUUGUCUCCUUGCCAAGAUGGAAGAGAGCCUGGGAGGACGCAUUGUGGGGCAAUAAUUGGAAAAGGCGACCUAAAGGAUGGACUCUGAUCAGAAACUGUUUUCAUCCACAGGAAAGAUUUUGAGCUGUCAGAGGAUGCCCAUAGUUGGAAGGACCGUAACAGUUAAACACAGAUCAUGGAACCCUUUCCAUAGGAAAACUGACUGUAGAUAAACCAUACCUGUGAUUUUAGGCAUCCAUUGAGGGUCUUGGAGUGGAUCCCUGUUGCUAAGAGUAGACCCCUGUGUUGAUACACCUUUCUAAACCUUCCCUGUUUUUAUGCUAUUACCAUGAAUUACGAAUUUCAAAAGGAGGUGACUAUAUUGUUUUUGUGAGGCCUAAAUAUUUGGCUGUUUUUUGUGUCUCUAGUAAACCAUGCUUAAGACAAAAAUAUA
Cavia porcellus (domestic guinea pig) is the source of this 1780-nucleotide messenger RNA. RefSeq names its product RNA pseudouridine synthase D4 (gene Rpusd4). Bases 33 to 1160 code for a protein of 375 amino acids. Lineage: Eukaryota; Metazoa; Chordata; Mammalia; Rodentia; Caviidae. Gene Ontology annotation, biological process: enzyme-directed rRNA pseudouridine synthesis. The record is from RefSeq and is a predicted model, not a curated record. The transcript is spliced from 7 exons. Gene Ontology annotation, molecular function: pseudouridine synthase activity; RNA binding.